Carassius gibelio (silver crucian carp) is the source of this 2476-nucleotide messenger RNA. Its product is annotated as tripeptidyl-peptidase 1-like. NCBI's taxonomy places the organism in Eukaryota, Metazoa, Chordata, Actinopteri, Cypriniformes, Cyprinidae. The record is from RefSeq and is a predicted model, not a curated record. Gene Ontology annotation, biological process: proteolysis; central nervous system development. The transcript is spliced from 13 exons. Bases 90 to 1760 code for a protein of 556 amino acids. Gene Ontology annotation, molecular function: tripeptidyl-peptidase activity; serine-type endopeptidase activity.
UGAUGGUCACGUGACUAUCAUAUGAUCAGUACAUUUAAAACAGGCAUUGGCAUUGUUUUUCCAGAUAUCGGUACAAGAGCGCGAAAACAAUGCGGAUUGCUGUUUUUGUCCUGAGCUUUAUUUGGCUCGUCAGUGGGGAGCUGCUUGAGGAUGACCAAGAUUCUUCCGUGCCUGAGGACUGGACUCUAGUUGAAGGGGUUAAACCUUUGGAGGAAGUGGAACUUACAUUUGCAUUGAAGCAGCAGAAAGUUAAGCAGCUGAAAGAGUUACUGAAACUAGUGUCAGACCCUGACUCACAUCAAUAUGGGAAGUACCUGAGUUUGGAAGAAGUGGCGGCUCUUGUGAAACCUUCAAAGCUGACUGAGAAUUUAGUACAGAAUUGGCUCCAGGGACAUGGGGUCAAAAACUGUCACACAGUUGUAACAAGGGACUUCCUUCAAUGUGUCAUGACCGUGCAGGUGGCUGAAGCAUUACUCCCUGGCGCUAAAUUUCACCGCUACAAGAGACAUUCACACACUGUGUUGAGGUCAACAUCUCUAUACUCGGUUCAUAAAGAUGUACAUCGGCAUCUAGACUUUGUGGGUGGUAUUCACCGUUUUCCACCAAAAGGAAAGAAUAUCAGUAAAGGCUGGCAAGGAGCAAGACAGUCAGCUUUAAGUUAUCAGUUGGGUGCCACCCCCUCAGUCAUUAGGGCUCGCUACAACCUUACAGCAGGAGAUGUGGGCACUGCCACUAAUAACAGUCAGGCAGUGGCACAGUUCUUGGAGGAGUACUACCACCCUGAUGACUUGGCUGAGUUUAUGCGUCUGUUUGCUGGAGGAUUCACACACAUGUCUGCAGUAGAUCGGGUCGUGGGCACUCAGGGUGGUGGGGAAGCUGGCACUGAGGCCAGUCUGGAUGUGGAGUACAUCAUGAGCAGUGGAGCAAACAUUUCUACAUGGGUCUUCACUAAUCCAGGUCGUCAUGAGUCUCAGGAGCCGUUCCUUCAGUGGAUGCUGCUGCUCAACAACAUGUCUGAAGUUCCUUGGGUCCACACUAUCAGCUAUGGAGAUGAUGAGGACAGCCUUUCUGAUGCCUAUAUGAACCGCAUCAACACCGAGUUCAUGAAAGCUGGCCUCAGAGGAAUUUCCUUGCUUUUUGCUUCUGGUGACAGUGGAGCAGGCUGUAGACACCUGACCAAGAAAAAUACAUUUAGGCCAAGUUUUCCUGCAUCCAGUCCCUAUGUGACCACGGUUGGUGGGACUUCUUUCAAGAGCCCCUUAAAAUUCAACUAUGAGGUCACAGACAGCAUCAGUGGCGGUGGCUUCAGUAAUGUGUUUGCGAUGCCAGAUUAUCAGGUUGGUGCUGUUCAAGCUUAUCUGAAGAGUGUUCAGCCUCUACCUCCUCAGACAUAUUUCAACAUCACUGGAAGAGCCUAUCCAGAUUUAGCUGCGCUCUCUGACAACUACUGGGUUGUUACCAACCUGAAGCCCGUAGCAGCUGUUUCUGGAACUUCGGCAUCAACUCCAGUAGUGGGUGGAAUCCUGUCCCUCAUAAAUGACCAGCGCUUUCUGAAGGGUCUUCCCUCACUAGGAUUCAUCAACCCUCGCCUUUACAAACUGCAAGGCAAAGGUCUUUAUGAUGUAACACAGGGAUGUCACAUGAGUUGUCGGGAUGAUAAAGUUAAAGGGAAGGGUUUCUGUGCCUCCCCUUCAUGGGAUCCAGUAACGGGAUGGGGAACACCAAAUUAUCCUGCUCUUCUAAAAGCACUUAUGGAUUGAGCUGCUGCCUUUUUAGUCAGAUUGCAAAAGAAAUAUCCACCCUUUGCACAGGAAAUGUGUUAGUUUUUCAUGUUUGUUGAUGCAUCUAAAUGACGAUGCCUUGUGUAAUCAUAUCAACAUAUCAUAGCUGGCAAGAGAAUUUCAUUGUAAACUGAACCUUUGACUAGUUGAUUUACCCUCCCACAUCGCUUCUCCCUGUCCAACAGGUCACACCACUUCAGUUCUUUCACAUGAGGUUGAUUUUUCCCAGAGUAAAGGAUCAGAGGUUUCCAGGUAUAGACCACAUGUUUAACAAACUUGUGGUUUAAGCAAAUCAUUGUGACAGAACAUUUAUAGAUUUCUCAAGAGAAGUGCAAUAUUCGCUAGUAAUAAAUUUCAGCUUCUUUUUUAAAUAAUUAAAAUAGAUCCUUUAGUCAUAAACAUUAGGUUGUUCCAAGGUUAAAAUGUAGCAUUUAAUCAAACCAGCCUAAUUACUGAACAUACUUGAGAGCUGCAUAAACCAAUGGCCAGUUUUUGACAUUUUUAAUGAGUUGAUUCCACAGAUGUUGUGAAAAGAUCCUCAGGGAAUUAAAUAUUGAAUGGAUUUGUUGUUCUGGAACUACUAGGUCUUUGGUACAAUUGAGAAUGUUUUUCUACUAGACGUUUGGUGCACUGAAUGUUGUUUGAGCAACUGGUCCAACUUGUUUUUUUUUUAAAUAAAGAUAGGAUAUUCUGAA